Molecule: messenger RNA, 4259 nt
Organism: Cololabis saira (Pacific saury)
Lineage: Eukaryota; Metazoa; Chordata; Actinopteri; Beloniformes; Belonidae
Product: cadherin-10-like
Exons: 12
Coding region: 274-2613 (779 amino acids)
Biological process (GO): calcium-dependent cell-cell adhesion; homophilic cell-cell adhesion; cell-cell junction assembly
Cellular component (GO): adherens junction; plasma membrane; catenin complex
Molecular function (GO): cadherin binding; calcium ion binding
Source: RefSeq, a predicted model, not a curated record
CGCACCAGCUGUGCUGUUGUCAGUCCUGGAAUGUAAGCACUGCCGUGAGGAGUCCGAUCCUCCACCGCUAAGCACUGCUGAGGAGCAGGAACACAGGACUGUGCACUCAGCGACACAGAUGGAUGCUAAGCUUUGAAAACCAAAGGGGCUUGGAGGACAUCAGCAAAGGAAUACAAUGUCUGUUCUGAUGACACGACCUUCCAGUGUUCAUCCUCUCAGACGUUUAUCUCCAUAAAUCUGAAUUCAGUCUGGACGUUUCCCAGCUUGGAUACCAUGAAACCGAAUCAGGCUCUGCUACUCCUGAUGCUCUCCAUCCUUUGGCCCAGUUCUGCCCUUCCUUUUACAACUGGGAAUAUUGGGAAUCUGUUUGGGAUGCCAGAUAGUGAUGGGAAGAUUCUUCAGCGUUCCAAACGUGGAUGGAUGUGGAAUCAAUUCUUCCUGUUGGAGGAGUACACGGGAAGUGACCAUCAAUACGUCGGGAAGCUACACUCCAACAUGGACAAAGGCGAUGGCAGUGUGAAAUACGUCCUGACCGGAGACGGGGCAGGGAGCCUGUUUCUGAUUGAUGAGAAGUCCGGUGACAUCCACGCCACCAAGAGGCUGGACCGAGAGGAAAAGAACAUGUACACCCUGCACGCCAAAGUUGUGGACAGGAACACCAACGAAGACCUGGAGCCCGACACGGAAUUCAACAUAAAAAUCCAUGACAUCAAUGAUAAUGCCCCCAAGUUUUCCAAGGAAAUCUACUUUGCCAGUGUUCCUGAAAUGUCUGAAGUUGGUACGUCUGUCAUCACGGUAACUGCCUCCGACGCCGAUGAUCAAACAUACGGGAACAGUGCCAAGCUUGUGUAUAGCAUUCUACAGGGACAACCUUAUUUCUCCGUGGAUUCUGAGAACGGCACCAUUAAAACCGCCCUACCUGGCAUGGAUAGAGAAGUUAAAGAAAACUACCAGGUUGUGAUCCAGGCUAAAGACAUGGCUGGACAGAUGGGAGGGCUUUCGGGGACCACAACAAUCAACAUCACCCUCUCCGAUGUCAAUGACAGUCCACCACGCUUCGCUACCCAUUCCUUCCGCAUGGCUGCUGUGGAGUCCACAGAGAUCGGCGGUGCCAUCGGACGGAUUAAGGCUGACGAUCCUGACGUGGGCCGUAACGCUGAGAUGCAGUACAGUGUCGUCGGGGGUCACGACACUUUCAACAUCGUCACUGACCAAACUACCCAGGAGGGAAUUGUCAUAAUUAAAAAGGCACUGGAUUUUGAGAGUAAGAGGGACUACGAGUUCAAAGUGGAGGUGAAAAACACCUACCUGGACGCAAGGUUCAUCCACGGUAUUCAGUUCAAGGACCACGCCACGGUCAAGGUGACGGUAGAGGAUGUGGAUGAGCCCCCCAUUUUCACCUGGAACCCUUAUAUAAUCGAGGUGCAUGAAGACACGGCCGCUGGCAGCUUUGUCGGAGUGGUUUCGGCCAGGGAUCCCGACGCCGACUCCAAGCCAGUCAAAUAUUCCAUCGAUAGACACACAGAUCUAGAGAGGCUGUUUAACAUCGAUUCUGUCAACGGCACCAUCACGACACUGAAAGCGCUGGACAGAGAAAUGUCGAAAUGGCACAACAUCUCUGUGGUGGCAAAUGAAAUAAACAACCCUCGCCAGAAAACUCGCGUGCCCGUGUUCAUCAAAGUGUUGGAUGUGAAUGACAACGCCCCGGAGUUCGCCAUGUCCUACGACACAUUCGUCUGCGAGAACGUCAAAGCUGGCCAGCUGAUUCAGACGAUAAGUGCUGUCGACACGGAUGAACCCCUUGUUGGACACAAGUUUAUGUUUAGUAUAAGUGCCACCAACCCAAAUUUCACUAUUGUGGACAGAGAAGAUAACACGGCCAACAUCCUGACGAGGAGGGGCGGAUUCAGCCGGCGCGAGAUGAGCGUGUACUUCCUGCCCGUGGUGAUCUCUGACAACGACUACCCCAUCCAGAGCAGCACCAGUACGCUGAUCGUACGCGUGUGCGCCUGCGACAGCCGUGGAAACAUGCAGUCAUGCAGCCCCGAGGUCCUGCCCUUCUCAGACGGCCUCACCACUGGAGCCCUGGUGGCCAUCCUGCUCUGUGUCAUCAUCCUCCUCAUGAUCGUGGUGCUGUUUGCUGCCCUGAGGAGACAGAGGAAGAAGGAGCCUCUGAUCAUCUCCAAAGAGGAUGUCAGAGACAACGUUGUCAGCUACAACGAUGAAGGGGGAGGAGAGGAGGACACUCAGGCCUUUGAUAUCGGCACACUGCGCAACCCAGAGGUGAUGGAUGCUAACAAGCUACGCAGGGACAUCAUACCCGAAAUGCUGUUUCCCUUUCGGAGGACAUCCCCCAUAAAGGAUAACACAGAUGUGAGAGACUUCAUAAACGGGAGGCUUCAGGAGAACGACGCAGACCCCACAGCGCCCCCCUAUGACUCCCUGGCCACGUACGCGUACGAGGGCAGCGGCUCUCUGGCCGAGUCCCUGAGUUCACUGGAGUCCGGUGCCACGGAGGGGGACCAGGACUACGAUUACCUCGGCAACUGGGGGCCGCAGUUCAAAAAGCUGGCUGAGAUGUACAUAGGAAGGAGCCCCGACAGAGAGACUUAAAACAAAGCCAUCAGUCUCUCUCUCUCUUUUUUUCUAAACUCAUGUUUAAUGUCAGUUUAUCUAGCUAGCUAGCUGGACAGCUGUCUGUCUCGUUAGCUAGUUAGCCAGCUAGUCGACCGUCUGCUUAUCUAUCAAUUUAAAUGUUUGUCUAGUUUGCUAGCUAGCUCGCUAGUUAACUGACCGUCUGUUCGAUUCACGUAGACGUGCGCGUGCAAAUGCACAAACAAACGCACUCAGACAAACUUUCCGCAGUCCAUGCGCUGGAGUGGAAACGAGACUUGAACUGAGCUGAAUUUUCUCACGAAUGGAGAUACGAUAGAAAUCUCAAAGUUUUGCUGUCUUUGGUCAUAAUCAGUAAAGAUGCCUUUAAAUUUUAGGAUUUUCUUGUGAAUACUGGUGUGGACAAUGUGUUUUGUAAUUGACCUGAGAGAUAGUAGUACUGUAUACUAUCGAUGUUCAGUGGUACGGGAUCGGUUGGGGGGGAGGGGAAGGAGUCAGGCGGCUUUUGCGACCAACUCUAUUAAAUACUGUAAAUGUACAAAAUGUUUUUAAAUAUCCUAUAUACAAUUUGCUAUCUCUGUUUGACAAGCAAUGUCCAUGUGAAUGGUUGGUGCAGUUUAUUUGUCAAACUGUGAAUUCAUUUCAUCAUGUAGGUGUAACAUGUGACGAAAGUGUAUGUUGUAGGAAACUGUCAUACACUGGUUUCAUGCCGUUUGAAUGCUGAGUCAUAUUGUUUUAUAUUUAUAUUUUUAUACUUAUUUUCCUAAUAAAAUAACAAAACAGAAACAGCCUUAUUUCCAGUUAAUUCCGUGCUUUUGUGUUGAAAGGUUUAUGUUUUUGAGUCUUGCUAGCAUUAACAUGUUGGCUGAUUAUGAUAUGCUAACUUAGACCACAAGAACUCAUUUUAGUCUAUUAAACAUUUGUAGUAAUAAGUCAAGUCAAGAAUGUGGACUUCUUAUUGGCUGAAUGUUUUUGUCGCGGUAUGACGGUAAUGAAAGGAGAAAGGUCCGGCUGGGGGCUGAUGUAUAUAUCUGGGACAGAAACAUUACUACACAAGUUAAAUUGGAUAACAACAGCCUUGGUGCUUGCUCUGGGUUAUGUUAAUUAUCUGGGGACAAUACCAGUCAGAACUAUUCCUGCAUAAAUGCAAAAUUCCCAAACUAAGCUGCAUUUCUCUUUGACAAGAAGACGAAUGCCGUCUUCUCAGUAGGAACACCGAAGCUACUACCGAGCAUGCAAAAUUACAAAGUUAUGAAAGUGGACAUGGCAUGCUUUUGUGUGUUCUGGACAUCCGAAGGGUUGCAAUGAUGACUUCCUACCUAAGACAUCUUUGUAUGCGCAAAAAGAGAUGUACGAGGUCUUAUUUUGAUUAACACGUGUAUCCAUGUUUCGUAACUCUGCAGUGCAAUACUGUAUUUGGGACUUCAGCUAAUUGUGACAUCAAACAGGGAUUAAAUUAAUUGGUCGGGACUGUGCGGAUUCAUGAAAAGGACAACUUCCAGUUAUGAAUACUGUUCAGUUUGAAAGCCAGAGGUUUUUGGAAGCAAGGAAGAAACAUUCAGGUUUUGCUUUGUACUGUUUUGCUUCUGUCUCCAUAAAGUCUUGGAAGAAAUGUGUAUUUACCGCUGAAAACACAAGGAACAUGU